Glarea lozoyensis ATCC 20868 is the source of this 1038-nucleotide messenger RNA. RefSeq lists its product as uncharacterized. Gene Ontology annotation, molecular function: protein binding. Bases 1 to 1038 code for a protein of 345 amino acids. The record is from RefSeq and is a predicted model, not a curated record. The transcript has a single exon. NCBI's taxonomy places the organism in Eukaryota, Fungi, Ascomycota, Leotiomycetes, Helotiales, Helotiaceae.
AUGGACACGUUAUUGACCUUUGAAAACAGCUACGAGGCUUAUCAAAGUGAGUAUACUCCUAACGAUUGGACGCCCAAGGACCCCCGAAAGAUAUGGCACAUCAUCUUCCAAGUACCACAGGGCCAGAUUGCAGGUGUUGCUGCUCUUGCCUCGAGUCGCCAUGCAGGGUUCGUAGAAAUCACUGACGAUACCCAACCCAACCCAUACGACAACCUCCCCAACGAAGCUUACAUGCAAGCACUCAUCGGCGCUGUAGCAGGUGGCAAGCCUCGCGCUGCGGAUCCAGCUACUUUCAGCGGCUCCUACGUUGCUGGGCUUCCAGCAGAUGCAGCCGUCUCCUCGUCCGACUAUAGCUCCGUCACCCUCACUUGGUCCUCGGUCGGGAGUGCCCUUGGGUACGCCGUCUACAAGAACGGUGUACGGGUCGUGGAACUGCCACCUUUCAUGACCAGAGCGACGAUUGCUAUGCUCGAACCAGGAACCUCUGGUAUGACCUUCGAGGUUAGGACCAUCCUCGCAACGGGCAGUGGGGGCCAGAGCCGGUCUCUCUCGGGGAGCACGAAAAGCCUACCGUCCACUGGGACCGUCAGCAAUGUUGGCUUCACCACCGACGGUAACACGGCAACCUACAAGGCGGACGUCUUGGUUCCUUACGGAUUCGUUCGUCUCUUCCUCGGUAUCAAGCAACCCGAUCCUGGAAUCGGAAGAGGUUGGCCAAUCCACUCGCCUGCCCUAGGGGGUCCUUCGGGUGAGACUGCCUUCCAUCAGAUCGUGAAUUACCUCGUCGAAGGUAACAGUUUUUACUCUGGCUUCAGCAAAUACACUGGCACUUGGUACGAGCUAAGCCCUGACAAUGCGGAGUGGUCGUGGGAAUCUAUCGGGACUGCACCACAGACUCAGAAUGGGUAUACAUAUACGUGGACCGUCCCGUUGGCGGGUACUGAUGCUGUGGCCAGCGAAUAUCUCAUACAAUGUCAAGGAUACGCCCCGCUUAACAAUGUCUUCAAGGGAACUCUUCGUCACUACGGCAGUGUAUAG